Messenger RNA from Darwinula stevensoni, 3637 nucleotides. NCBI's taxonomy places the organism in Eukaryota, Metazoa, Arthropoda, Ostracoda, Podocopida, Darwinulidae. The record is from the annotation of a GenBank genome assembly.
CAAGAAAGUUCUGAUGGACUGCCACAUCACCAGAGGUAGUGGAGGGAAGCAAGGUGCAUCAAAAUGCUCUCCCUGAAACUUCCUGCGGUUUUUCUUCUCCUUUCAUGCAGCAUAGGAAUCGGAGAAUGUAUGAAGGAGAGGGACAUCUCAAUCCUGGUGCACUUCUACAAGGACUUGGUCAACCAUGGACUCCCAUCAACAUACACCAUCCCAGAAGUUGUACAGCAACUCAGGAAGAUCUUCUUCUUAGAACAGGAGCUGCGCAUUGGCUGCAUUAUUUGCACGACAACAGCUGAACUUGUCAUUGAUCAAAUCCUUAGUGGCACACCACCAGAAGAUUUGACAAGCGUAAUUGAGGGUCUAUGCGAACUCUUUGGACAAGAACCUGUUGUUUGUGAAGGUCUAGUCUACCUUUUUGCACCCAUCAUAUACUAUGUUGUCCAGAAUGGCCAAAUCAAUGUGCCCCUGUUCUGCAAUCUUGUUGCUGAUAGUGAAUGCACCCUGGAUGAACCUCCUGGCCAUGACUGGGAACUGGAGCUUCCUGACAUCCCUAAACCAAAUAUCAGUUUGGAAAUUCCUGUUCGCAUUUUCAUCAUCACAAAUCAAAAUGAUCCUCCUCGCCUGAAGAUCAUCCACCUAACUGAUACUCACUUUGAUCCUGAAUAUGAAGAAGGUUCAAAUGCCAACUGUGGACUGUAUCUAUGCUGCCAAUCUAAAAAUGGGCCAGCUCCAACACCAGAGGAGGCAGCUGGGAAGUAUGGGGAUUAUCGUUCCUGUGAUGCUCCCUUGAUAACAGUUCAGAAGACUCUGGAGCAUGUGGCACAAACUCAUCCUGAUGCAGACAUUAUUCUCUGGACUGGAGAUCAGCCUCCACAUGACAUCUGGGAUCAGAGCAUAGAGGAAAACGUGGCCACAACCAAUGUGACAGUGGCUCUCAUGAAGGAGUACUUUCCAAGCACUCCUAUCUUCCCAGUUGUUGGGAACCAUGAGGCCUGGCCAGUAAACAUAUACACCCCAGAAUUUGUACCAGAGGAAGAAUUUUCAGCAGAUUGGCUUUACAAUGCACUUUGGGCAAACUGGAUGGAUUGGCUACCAGGAGAUCAAGCUGCCAAUGUCCAACAUGGUGCAUAUUAUUCGGUUGCAGCUCUACCUGGACUCCGAAUCAUCACUAUCAACAACAUGUUCUGCUAUGCCCUCAACUGGUUCUUGUGGAUGGACUUGAACAUCCCUGAUCCUGACAAUCACUUGCAAUGGCUCAUUAACGAACUUCAAGCUGCAGAAACUGCUAAUGAGAAGGUUUGGAUUCUUGGUCAUAUUCCUCCAGGGUCAACAGACUGUCUUCCAACUUGGAGUCGCAAUUAUCGUCGCAUCAUCAAUAGAUAUGAGAACACAGUGGUGGGGCAGUUCUUUGGUCACACACAUGAUGAUGAAUACUUAGUCUUCUAUGAUAUGGAUGAUCCAGAGAGGGCCAUAAAUGUGGGUUAUGUUGGGCCCAGUAUAACUCCGUACUCAUACGUGAAUCCUUCCUAUCGAGUCUACUAUGCAGAUGCCAGCCCAGAAAAUCCAACAUAUGCCAUCAUUGACCAUGAGACAUGGACAUUCAACUUGGAUGAGGCCAACCUCUCAGGGGAACCAAAUUGGUACCUCCUCUAUGAUGCACGUACAGCUUAUGGUCUUCCCAAUCUUCAACCAGGUUCAUGGAGUGACCUGGCCUUUGCAAUGGCUCAGGAUGAUGCUCUGUUUGAAGAGUUCUGGAGGUAUCGCCACAGGGAAUCUUCAUCUCCUGACAUCCAGGAAUGUGAUGCAGAGUGCAGGACAAGCACUCUGUGUUUCCUUGUUCGAGCAGAUAGCAGAGAAUGCAUGAAAGAGAAGGACAUCACAAGCCUGGUGCACCUCUACAAGGACUUGGUCAAAGAGGGACUCCCUACAAAAUAUACCAUCCUGGAGGUUACAAAACAAUUGAGGAAUAUAUUCUUCCCAGAACGGGAACUACGCAUUGACUGCUUCCUAUGUGAGCCAACAGCUAAUCUCUACAUUGAUCUUAUCAAUGGUGGAAUGUCUGAGGAAGAACUAGAGGAGGCAGCCAUGGGUCUAUGCGACCUCUUUGGACAAGAACCUAUUGUAUGCGAGGGUCUCAUCUCUGCAUUUGUGCCCAUUGCCAUCUACAUUGUCCUGAAUGGCCAACUCAACGUGCCCCUAUUCUGCAACCUUGUAGCAGGCAGUGAAUGUACACUGGAUGAACCUCCAGGCUUUGACUGGGAGGUGGAACUUCCUGAUAUCCCCAAACCAAAUAUCAGUUCGAUCAUUCCUGAUGAUCCACCUCGUCUCAAGAUUGUCCACUUGACUGACACUCACUUUGACCCUGAAUAUGCAGAAGGUGCAAAUGCCAACUGUGGUCUGUAUCACUGCUGCCAAUCUAAAAAUGGACCAGCCCCAACACCUGAGGAAGCAGCUGGGAAGUUUGGAGAUUAUCGUGACUGUGACUCUCCUUUGAUAACAGUUCGGAAGACAUUGGAACAUGUGGUACAGACUCAUCCAGAUGCAGAUAUCAUCAUCUGGACUGGAGAUCAGCCUCCACAUGAUGUCUGGGAUCAGAGCAUGCAAGAAAAUCUGGGUAUAAUCAAUAUCACUGUAGCUGUGAUGAAGGAGUAUUUCCCUACUACCCCCAUCUUCCCUGUUGUUGGGAACCAUGAGGCCUGGCCAGUGAAUGUGUUCUCCCCAGAAUAUGUGCUCGAAGAGGACUUUUCGACUGAUUGGCUUUACAAUGCACUUUGGGCAAACUGGAUGGAUUGGCUACCAGAAGAUCAAGCUUCAAAUGUCCAACAUGGAGCAUACUAUUCUGUUGCAGCUUUACCGGGACUCCGAAUCAUCACCAUCAACAAUAUGUUCUGCUAUAUUAAUAACUGGUUCAUGUGGCAGGACUUGAGUAUCCCUGAUCCUGACAAUCACUUGCAAUGGCUCAUUAAUGAACUCCAAGCUGCUGAACUGGCUGAUGAGAAGGUUUGGAUUCUUGGUCACAUUCCUCCAGGGGACACUGACUGUCUUCCAACCUGGAGUCAUAAUUAUCGUCGCAUCAUCAGCAGAUAUGAGCACACAGUGAUGGGGCAGUUCUUUGGUCAUACACAUGAAGAUGAAUUCAUCGUCUUCUAUGAUCCGGAGGAUCCAGAAAGGGCCAUAAAUGUGGGUUAUGUUGGGCCCAGUAUGACUCCUUAUUCAUACGUGAAUCCUUCCUAUCGAGUCUACUAUGCAGAUGCCAGCCCAGAGAAUCCAACAUACGCUAUCAUUGACCAUGAGACAUGGACAUUCAACUUGGAUGAGGCCAACCUCUCAGGGGAACCAAACUGGUAUCGCCUCUACGAAGCACGUGCAACGUAUGGCCUACCCAAUCUUCAACCAGAGUCAUGGAGUGACCUGGCCUUUGCAAUAGCACAAGAUGAUGCUCUGUUUGCAGAAUUCUGGAUGUAUCUCCACCGAAACUCUUCAUCUCCUGACAUCCAAGAAUGUGAUGUAGAGUGCAAGACAAGCCAGCUGUGCUUCCUGGUUCGAGCAGAUAGCAGCGAUUUGACACAGUGUGAUGCAAUUACAGGUAGCAUCAGACAGGCCUAACUGUCAUCACAGAAUGAAGAAUAUGUCCCCU